AUGAACUCGCUAGCAACAGUCUUCCGAACAGCAAUGCGACCACUUGCUGGAUCGAGCCGUUUGACAUCCAUGCAGGCCAUGAGCUUUUCUACAGGAGCACGUCGUUUUGCAGAGCAACCACAAACUUCAAGACCUGAUGUGGGUGCCUCUUCUCUAUUCGACAAUAUCAAGGUGGAAGCGGAUACUGCUGAGGAAACCACCCAAAAAGCUGUGCAAAAAGAAUACAAAUGGUCAUCUGCCAAUAUGAAAACAAGCCCUCGUAAGCUCAACAUGCUUGCACGACAAAUCCGUAACAUGCCUGUGGAUGAAGCUAUCAAACAAAUGGAAUUCUCGCCCAAGCGUACUGCCAAAAAGAUUAUGCACAACUUGGCAUUUGCUCGCAAGAACGCCAAGGAUCAAUUUGGAAUGGAGAAUUUGGUUGUUGCACAAGCGUGGGUUGGCAAGGGUCGUUACAUUAAGCGUAUUCGGCCACACGGUCGUGGUCAAUUUGGUAUCAUGCAUCACCCUGAAGCACACAUCAAGUUUUUGCUCAAGGAGGCACCCAGCAAUGAUGUUGAAGACAAGGCUUCUCGAAGAAAUAUCCGUGGAUGGAAGGAAUCUCGAAAAGUGUGGACCCCCUUGAAAGAGGACAAGCCCAUUUACAACCCAAAGGCCUUUUACAAUUGGUAA
Molecule: messenger RNA, 669 nt
Organism: Lichtheimia ornata
Lineage: Eukaryota; Fungi; Mucoromycota; Mucoromycetes; Mucorales; Lichtheimiaceae
Exons: 5
Coding region: 1-669 (222 amino acids)
Biological process (GO): ribosome assembly; translation
Cellular component (GO): mitochondrial large ribosomal subunit; ribosome
Molecular function (GO): structural constituent of ribosome
Source: RefSeq, a predicted model, not a curated record